This is a messenger RNA of Varanus komodoensis (Komodo dragon), 1092 nucleotides long. It is a transcript of the gene DMRT1, whose product is annotated as doublesex and mab-3 related transcription factor 1. The record is from RefSeq and is a predicted model, not a curated record. Gene Ontology annotation, cellular component: nucleus. Lineage: Eukaryota; Metazoa; Chordata; Lepidosauria; Squamata; Varanidae. Bases 1 to 1092 code for a protein of 363 amino acids. Gene Ontology annotation, biological process: sex differentiation; regulation of transcription by RNA polymerase II. The transcript is spliced from 5 exons. Gene Ontology annotation, molecular function: RNA polymerase II cis-regulatory region sequence-specific DNA binding; DNA-binding transcription factor activity, RNA polymerase II-specific.
AUGCCCAACGAGUCGUCGUUCAACAAGCCCUCGGCUUCCUCGGAGCAUCACGGUCCGGGGGGUAAGAUGGGCACUUUUGGGAAAUCAGCUGGGCUGGCAGGAGCUGGAAGCACCGCAGGGGUCUUGAGCCAGAGUCCAACAGCUGGUGGUGGUGCGGCCGCUACCUCGGGGAAAAAGUCCCCCCGGCUCCCGAAAUGCGCGCGCUGUCGGAACCACGGUUAUUCCUCUCCUCUGAAAGGGCACAAGCGCUUCUGCAUGUGGAGAGAUUGUCAGUGCAAAAAAUGCAGCUUGAUCGCCGAGAGGCAACGGGUGAUGGCCGCUCAGGUUGCACUGAGAAGGCAACAAGCUCAGGAAGAAGAACUGGGCAUCAGCCACCCCAUCCCACUGCCUAGUGCCACAGAAAUGUAUGUUAAGAAAGAGAACAAUGCCAAUGGUUCCUGCCUGUUGCUGGAAAGCAGCAGCCCACCCCAGUCUACCACUGCAGCAACUGCCGGACGGAUGCUGAUUCAGGACAUUUCUUCCCUGGCCACCAGAGGGCAUCUGGAGAGCACAUCUGAUUUAGUUGUGGACUCCACCUACUACAGCAGUUUUUACCAGCCAUCCCUGUAUCCUUACUACAACAACCUAUACAACUACUCGCAGUACCAGAUGGCUGUGUCUAGUGAAACCACUUCUGGAGAUAUGGGGAGCCCACUGGUUGGGUCCCCUGUCAAAAGCAGCCUCCUGAGCCGCCAAGCAACCUAUAUGUCAAGCCAAUCAGGAAAUCAGUGGCAGGUGAAAAGUCCAGAGAAUCGUCAUAGUGUGAGUUCCCAGUACAGGAUGCAUUCUUUCUAUCCUUCAACUUCCUAUUUGGGACAGAGUGUUGGGGGGUCCACCUGUGUCCCCCAAAUUUUCACUUUUGAGGAAAGCCCCUCUUACUCGGAAACAAAAGCAAAUGUAUUUUCACCACCGAGUAGUCAGGAUUCUGGCUUGGUUUCCCUUUCCAGCAGCUCUCCCAUCAGCAGUGAAAGCACCAAAGCUGUCUUGGAAUGCGAGUCAACCUCUGAUUCCGGCACCUUCACUGUUCAUUCUGUCAUGGAAGAUGGUGAAUAA